GAGAAUAAUCACUUGUUUCUCUUACCUCUUAACUUGAAGCGAUUCACGGACCAUGGCAGAGUUUUAUGUUCAAUUUCUCAGUUUAAUUCUGUUCAUAGUCGCAUCACAAUGCAGAGCUGACUCAACGGUGACUGAGACCGUGUCAACGUUUAAAGAAGAGGAUGUAACUCUCUCGUGCUUCAAUAAAAGUCAGACAGAACCAGGCCAAAGAAUCAGAUGGAUGAGGUAUGACGCAGAUGCUGAAAAGCCGAGGGAUAUCUUUGUGUGGCCUAAGAAAGCCCAGGAUGGACCGCAAUUAAAUGAGAGGGUUGAUGGAAAUGGACAAGGGCAACUCUUUCUGAGAGAAAUACAAAUGUCUGACGACGGGCUGUAUAAAUGUGAAGUCUGGGAAGGAUGGGAUGUCCUUCUGGUCAAAGAAGUAUCACUGAAAGUAAAAGCUUGCAAAGUCCUCCAAACGGUGAAGGCAGUACCCGGCACAGAUGUGAAGCUCAGCCUCCCGGUGAACAUAACAUCCAGAGCCUUCAACAUAUCCUGGGGAAUGGUGAAAGGAGACAAGGCCGUACCCAUCGAGUCCGAAAGGAUUGAAAUUAAUGGCACAUCACUGGCAAUCCGGUCUGUGGUUGACGGCGACGGUGGCUGGUAUAGAUGUAGCUGCGUGAUCAGACAAACUCAGCGUUGCUUUGAUAUCAAUGUGCUUGUCCAAGGCUUCACUACGGCCACAACAGUUCCUGUUAGUCCAAGAACAACUCAUCAAGUCGGUGGGACUGAAUUUACACACAGGAAGGAAGAGAGCAGUGAAUCUUUGACCACAAUUAUCACUUCAGUCAGUGUGGGCAUCCUGCUAAUUUGUUCACUGGUAGGAUCAUACAUUUACCACAGACGUCGCACCCGCAGACGUUGCUCCCACAGGCGCACACGGCAAAUCGGGAUGCGCCCUACAGGCCCUGCGGACUCCAUGGACGGCUACGAGGCAGUGGCUCUUCCACACACGCAAGGUUCAAACCACCACAUCAACAGUUUAUACCAAACCGAGGAUGAAAACUUGUGCACUUUCCAGUAUUAGUCAUGUACAGUCUGCUUAAGGCAAGAAGAUUUUCCUCGUAAAAUUCAAAAACUUGGUCUCUAACCUGGAUCUUUUUCAAGAAAAUGCAAUUCAUGAAUUCAAAAAUGUAAUUUAUAAGAAAGUGUAAUAGACAACUUUUGUUCUGCAUAUAUGUAAUCAUUUAUUUUAUUCAAAUUAAUUAUUGUCUCAUACACAGCUUCAUGUCAAGAAAAAUCUUUAAUUAAUAAUAAUAACAAUAAAUCUCUGUUGUUCAAUCUAGUUUACAGCCUGUAAUAAAUCAUACAAAGCUG
Messenger RNA from Mugil cephalus (flathead mullet), 1353 nucleotides. RefSeq lists its product as uncharacterized. Lineage: Eukaryota; Metazoa; Chordata; Actinopteri; Mugiliformes; Mugilidae. Bases 53 to 1063 code for a protein of 336 amino acids. The transcript is spliced from 8 exons. The record is from RefSeq and is a predicted model, not a curated record.